UAUAAAGAGAAAGAGAACACAAACCAGGCUCUAUCUUUCUCCUCUAUCAGACCUCACCGAAGACCCUUUGCUUCCCCACCCUCACACUAGCCUUCAGUGUGUAGAAACUUUUUGCUCUAACACAGUCCCAGCACCAACUGAGACCAAAGAGGAUGGCUACAUCCACGUGGAGAAUGAAUGGACCCUACAGAAAGAUGACUGAGCCUCUGGUUCUCUUCACUCUGUUCCUUAGCAGUGUAGUGAUUUGUCAAGACCAAACCACCGUCUCUACCAAAGAACCAAGUGUCAGUACAGAUUCAUUUUCAGGGACAAACACAACCUUCACUGCUUCCCCGAUGACUUCAUUAAACCCAAGUGUGGCUUCCCCUAACGACAAUGCACUUGGGUCAUUCCCAGAAACACGCAUGGACAAAGGAAUCUCCAGCAAUGUUAAAACAAUGGUGGGAAGUACUAAAAGUCCAUUACCAUCAUUACGUUCAUCACCAUCAUCAUCGUCGUCAUCAUCAUCGUCGUCAUCAUCAUCAUCGUCAUCAUCGUCACCAUCAUCAUCAUCGUCAUCAUCAUCGUCGCCAUCAUCAUCGUCGUCAUCAUCAAAUUCCUCUGUGUUUGUGGGACUACUUGUCAGUGGUCUGCUUGCUGCCCUUGGAAUCACUGUAGGUUAUUGCUAUUGCCAACGCAGGACUGACACCAAGGGAGUGAAGCUGACAGAUGAGACCUAUCCAGCAGAUCAGGAGAACCAGGGGAGCACUCUUGCUUCUGUAGCCCCCCUCAUCCCCCCUCCUGAGACCCAGGAGAAGCCCAGCGUAAAUGGAGAGUCCCCCGAGGCAGCCAAGACCCAACCUCCUCCACCUACCAACGGCCACUCCACCACCAAGACAGCAGACACUGAGCUGUGAAAUAGUCCAAAAUGAAUUGAAUCCCAGGAACUACCGACACACAGACACGUCUUAUGAAAACACAUCUCUGUUUCAGAAUUCACUCCUGCCUAAUCACACAGAGGUCACAGAAAUGUGGACUUUAGGGACUACAGCAAUCCCUUACAUAAACACUCCUGUUGUUAUAUGGUCCCGUUGCCUGCUCUUUUAGCUACUUGCCUCAAAAAACAUCAGGAAAACUAGUCUGAUGGUGACAAUAAUGGCAGAGAUAAAUGAUGCUGAUUAAUCAUGACGAAGACUCGGUUCCUGGGUUUUGAUGGCAGUCACGAAGGAGAGGAGAGACAGGAGAUGGGCAGUUCUGAGUGUGAAGAGACUAUAAUGUUAGUAUUAACCACAGCCUGCUACCAUGAUGACUGCAGCCUCUGGAGUCACAGCAAUGUGCUGUCCAUUUCAGCAGAGGCUCUGCCUGUCGUCUGGUUUAAUGCUCCAGCCAAACACAGCUAAAGCACCUAAAUAACACGGUUCCUUACAUUAAUGUAAGACCAUAACAGACAGACAGGAACUAACUCACACUGCCUUGAAAUCUGUUUACAAAAAUACAUUGGCCUCUUAACGUGAGUAGGUGGUUGAAAGUGUGUAUGCGUGUGUGUGUGGGUGUACUAUGACAUUUUGCAUGAGUGUAUUAACAUAAACUUGCAUCUGUACUGUGCAUUGACUGUAUAUAUCCAUACAUGCAUCAAGCUUAUCCUCCUUAUUGUACUGUAUGUACAUAUGUGUGCUUCACGAUAAUACAACAGUUUUGAUCAGACAUGUCAGUGAUUGGUAAAUCUUAACCGCAUGCGACAGCCAUGAAAAAUGUAGAAAUUUGUAAAAUGACAGCUAACCAAGUUGUGGACAAUCGCCAUGGUGAAGCAAAACGAGUAUUGACAUUUAAGUCACACUGUGGCAUUAAUCAUGAAGACAAAAGGCCUCUUUACUGACUGUUUGACCAACAAACUCACAAAGACUUUAGACACAGAGCCUCCUUAUGUCACCUAUUCCCAUCCACUUGUUAGUAUUAUUCUCUGUCCAUUACUGUAUAUACUUGUUUUUAUUCUGUGUAUCCAUACUUGUAUUGCUCAUUCUGUGUGCCAAGAUUUUCAUUUUAUAACUUUUAUUGUGUUUAAGUAUAUACUUCUCCCAUCAUCAUGAUAUUUUAUCUAGGUUAUAUGACAAAGAAAUAUAUUUAGAAACAAUGACUUACAGUCAUUGUCCAUGAAUCAAGUUCAGCAUCUAAUGGUCCAAAUAUGCCUUUUUUAAUCCUAUAAAUAGAGGUAACAUCAGUUUUCCCUGACAUGCCUAAUAACAAUAACAAUAAUGAUAAUAACUUUAAAAACUCUGAUAUCAAACUGGAAUGUCCCGCAUUCAUUGUUCUUUUGAUCCAUCUUGUAUCAUACCAUUAUCACAUCAAUAUUUCAGUGUGACUAUUUAAUUUCACUUAACUGUAGUUAAAAUGGGAUUUAACAUGAAAAAAAAACUAAAUAAAUAACAUUGUAUAUGU
This is a messenger RNA of Oreochromis niloticus (Nile tilapia), 2415 nucleotides long. It is a transcript of the gene cd34, whose product is annotated as CD34 molecule. The coding region runs from base 153 to 896 and encodes 247 amino acids. Gene Ontology annotation, cellular component: membrane. Gene Ontology annotation, biological process: cell adhesion. The record is from RefSeq and is a predicted model, not a curated record. Lineage: Eukaryota; Metazoa; Chordata; Actinopteri; Cichliformes; Cichlidae. The transcript has 5 exons.